Durusdinium trenchii is the source of this 405-nucleotide messenger RNA. The record is from the annotation of a GenBank genome assembly. NCBI's taxonomy places the organism in Eukaryota, Dinophyceae, Suessiales, Symbiodiniaceae.
GUGCAGUUGAAGAGGAAUGUGGGGUCGUUGGACCUGAAGCCGGAAAGGCUGAAGGACUUUUUCACACAGGGAAGAGCACUCAAGGCUGCGGCCCCAAACAGUCGCCUGAGUUGGAAGACUGUGCGUGCAUGCCUCAAAGAGAGCGUGAUCCGCCAGCGCACGCACCGGAUCGUUCGUGAGUCUACCUCCAAAGAGCGACCUUUGGAGUAUUGGACCAGACUCGGGUACGCAGAGGAUGAAGUCCGCAAAUGUCCGCAAGAGGUCGACGCGGUCAUGGGCACAACCUUGUACAAAGUCCAGGUCCGCAGCACCAGCACACAACAAAUCGACGAAGAGGUGGAGCAGACGAUCCUAGACAGAGAAAAGAGAUGGCAGCAGGGUGAGCCUGAGAUGGCAGCAGGGUGA